AUGGACGAUAUUUCCUACAGUCUGAUUCAAUGGGUAAGGUUUAUGUAGCUUAACAAAAUGAAUUUGAGCCAUCCUUGUGAAAAAAUAUCAGAACUAUCUGAUGGCAUUUUGCUCUAUGAGUUGAUGGCUAAACUGUAAAACUUAUAAAGGUCGCCAGAUCAUUUUGACAUAGAGUGCAUAACGCUUGAUGCACGUGAUAACUGAGCUUUAAAGCUAGCUAACCUCCGAAGGCUCAAAAAAACAAUUGACUCUUAUCUAGACCAGGUUGUACAAGCUCCUCAUGAUCGUUUUGGAGAAAUUGACCUUGCAAAUAUAGCAAGAAAAGAGUCAACUGAUGAUAUAGUCAGCUUAAUGGAGCUCGUUGUUUUCGCAAUAUUAAAUUCACCUCAAAAAGAAAAUUUCAUUCAUCCUAUAAUGCAAUUGGAUGAAAAAUGCCAAACGCAACUUAUGUUCUUUAUUCAAAAAGUCUUACUCCCCUUUGUUAGCAAGCCAGCUAUCAGAAAAAUCUUUAUUUUUUAAAAUAGCCCCUCUUGAUUCGCGAGCAAAAAAUUUUUUAACAAUAAAUAAACUAGAUAUUUUACAUUCAUUUAUAAUUAUAAAUAAAAUGAUCUGAAAUAAAUUAUAUUAAAUUUAGACAGCUUGAAUUUUUAAAAUAUAAAAUUAGAUUUUUAAUGUUUUAAAAAAAUCCAAAAAAAUUAUUCCUAAUGAAAUUAAUAAAAAUAUUUAUAUUUGUUAGCUGUAAUCGACCUUAUAAUUGAAAAUAGGAUAGCAUCGGUGGUUGUAUAAUUUUAUUCAUUGCAAUUAGGUAUAUAUAAUAAUAUUUAGUUGAAAAAAUUAAUUCCUUUCGUAAGAGCCAAAAAAAAAUUGUUUUCUAACUAAGAUGGGAUGUAGGAAAUGAACUUCCAACAAAUCAGCCACCACCUCCAGACCCCGAGCGGAAAGAAGUGCACAUUUUACGACACGAAAAGAAGCGACUUACAUACAAAAUCCAAGCAAUGCAAGAAGAGCUAUCACAGCUGGCGACACAAAAGCAUGAAAUCGCCAGUGAAAGAGAUGAGCUGAAAGCAAUGAACUGCAAUUUAGAAAGCGAAUUGGUGCGAAAAUCACCAUCAUUAUUAUCCCCUAAUAUUACUUUUAUAGAGCUAGAAUCCAAAAUCAGUGAAAAAGAAGGCAAACUAUCAGUAAUACAAGAAGAGCUAAGUGAAGCUAAAAGAAGAUAUGAAAGUGAAAUUGCAAGCUUAAGAGAUGAAUUAGACGUCGCAAAUUCAAAUGUUUUUAGAUUGCAACAAGCAGAAAAGCAAUUACAUACAUAUAAAAAGAAAUGCGAAAAUAUGGUAAAUGCAACAAAAAAGCUAUCUGAAGUAACGAAGCAAAGUGAGUAUUUGCAAAAAAAGGUAAGCUCGUUAGAAGAAGAAAUUAUUGACCUAAAUAAAGCUGCAAAAACGGCAAAUUUUAUAAAAGACCAGCUGGUGCAUGAAAAAGAAAAAUCUGAGUCUUUGGCUUUUGCGUUAGAAAAUAAGGAAAAGCAAAUUAAGCAGUUGACAAAGCAAUGCCAUGAUCUGGAAGAUAAGCUAAAUUUUGCAGAGACCAAGAUGCAGGAGCUGGAGAUAGAAAGAAGGCUUGAGUGUGGGUCAAAUAUGAGUGAUGACUCAUUUUCAUAUCAUAGAGGAUUAACUGGGCUAACUGUACUAGGAGAAGAAAUAAAUGAGCUAGCAAAAAAUGAGCAUAAAAAAGAAGAUUUCAAUCGAUCAACAACUAAAAGGCCUUCAAACUCGCUAGCUCUUGAGCACAUGGAUACCAUGGCCAAAGAGAAAUCGAUGAUAGAAGAAAAAUGUGAAAAAUACAAAACAAAGUCCAAACUCCAAAAUGAAGGGCUAAAGAUGCUUCAAGAAGAUUUCGAAUCUUACAAAUUUGAAAGAACGAAAAUCAUUAGUAAUCUUAUGGAGCAAAUAAACGCUCUGAAAAUGCAAGUAAAUGCCUUGCAAGAGUCACUUGCAAAUAGUCAAACAGACAAAGUCAAGAUGGAGCAGCUUCAAUAUGAAUACGAUAAAUUAAAAUCAUCUAAAGAAGGAUUUCUACAAGAAAUCAAAAAGCUUCAUGAGGAAAAAGACUUAAUGUACAGACGGUUUAUUGAAUGUAGAGAAGAAACAAUAGUUCUCCAAAACACUGCGAAUGAAAAAGAAAUAAAAAUAAGAGAAAAGACCCUCAAUGAGAAAUUGCUGAGUGAUAAGGUCAAAGAGCUGACUGAGAAAGAAAAAGUCUCUAUGGAAGUAAUAGAAUCAUUAAAAAAACAGAAACAAGAAGUCAACGAAGACUAUCAUAUCAAAUUCAUUGAGCUAGAAAGAGAGCUUAUAACUGAAAAAUCAGAAAAAGCUGGCCUUGCCUUGAGACUAAACGAUAAAGAUCAGAGAAUCGAAGAAAUUUUGAAAGAUAAAGCUGAGACUAUCAAAAUCCUAGAAGAAGAGCACCAUGAAGUGCUAGACAGAGUUAAAUAUGAAAACGAUAGAAAGAUCACUCAGAUGAUCACACAGACAGAAGAAGCUUUGAAUGAGCUUCAAAAUGAGCGAGAACAGCUUGCUGCUAAAUUAAAAUGUCUAAAAAGCAAUACAAUAAACGAAAUCACCAAAGCAAACACUGCCAAAGAAAUCCAGGGCUAUUUAGAUGAAAUUGCCAAGCUCAAUGGCAAACUUGAAGAAAAAGAAAAAGAAAUCGUCACGCUGCACAAGUCUAAUAAAGACCUCAAAAAGUGCUGGAAAGAGUCUGCUAAACUGUUAAAGCAUGUUUGGAAAGAGCUUGGAAUUGAAACUCAGAAGCUUGAAAAUGCAACUCAGCGAAGAAGGCUUGGAGGAAGCAUUUUGCAAUAA
Messenger RNA from Blepharisma stoltei, 2864 nucleotides. Lineage: Eukaryota; Ciliophora; Heterotrichea; Heterotrichida; Blepharismidae. The record is from the annotation of a GenBank genome assembly.